GCUCAAGGGAGAAGCUGUCUCAACUCUGGGCACGCGGCCGUCCGGUGACUUUGGAAGAUGCAGAUUUUUGUCAAGACGUUGACGGGCAAGACCAUCACUUUGGAUGUGGAGGCAUCGGAUACCAUCGACAACGUGAAGGCCAAGAUUCAAGACAAGGAAGGUAUCCCUCCGGACCAGCAACGCUUGAUCUUCGCUGGCAAACAGCUGGAGGAUGGGCGAACUCUCAGCGAUUACAACAUCCAGAAGGAGUCCACCCUCCACCUGGUGUUGCGUCUCCGCGGCGGUGUCAUUGAACCCUCACUGGCGGUGCUGGCGCGAAAGUUCAAUUGUGAGAAGAUGAUUUGCCGCAAGUGCUAUGCUCGGCUGCACGCGCGCGCAGUGAACUGCCGCAAGAAGAAGUGCGGACAUUCCAAUCAGCUCCGCCCCAAGAAGAAGCUGAAGUAAGUUGCUGGCAGCCGGGCUAAAUGGCGGCAGCUAGACAGUACAGAAGCCGGAUUUGGAUCCAUGGAACUGGGAUGAACUAUGAUAUACCCAUAUGAUCUGC
Molecule: messenger RNA, 544 nt
Organism: Cladocopium goreaui
Lineage: Eukaryota; Dinophyceae; Suessiales; Symbiodiniaceae
Source: the annotation of a GenBank genome assembly